GGGCGCGCGCUCCCUGGCUUGCGGGGCGGCCGGCGGAUCCCCGGGCGGGCCGGGAUGGCGCCACCUCCGCCUUCGCCCCAGCUACUUCUCCUGGCAGCCCUUGCGGGGCUCCUAGGUCCCAGUGAGGUGGUGGCUGAGCCGGAGGAGGAAGCGGGAGCCGGUUGUCCCGAGGGCCUGUGGCCUCUGCCCCCGCAGGUGUCGCCCAGAGUGACUUACGCGCGGAGGAGCCGAUGGCCGGCCGAGGAUGUCAGCUUCCUGUACCACCCCUGCGUGCACCCCUGGCUGAAGCUCCAGCUUGCCCUCCUGGCCCGCGUUUGUGUGGCCCAGCCCUCGCUGGCCCCUGACUCUAGCCUUACUCAGGAGCGGCCCCUGGUGCUGGCAGCAUGGGGGGUGGUGCUGGAGAUGGCGUGGAUAGAGCCGGCCUGGGCUGCCCACCUGCUGAAGAGGAGGCGGCGGUGGAGACAGAGGAAGGAGAAGGCAUGGCUCUGCUCUGAUGGCCUUUCUGGGUCCUUGGUGCCAAGGCCAGGUAGAGGGAGGCUGUGCUGGAGAGGGUGUGUGCAGGCUCCAGCCUUGGCCUUUACUCUGCGGAGCUGGCGGCCCCCCGGUGCAGAGGAGGCAACUAGGGGGUCCAGGCCCCUCCCUCCUGGCGGUGCCAAGAGGCGUGGGCUGCGGGCUGCCCUGGGUCUCCAGCCCACCCCCUCGGGCCUGAGGUUCCCCUCUGCUUCCCCUCGGAGCUUGGAGGCCAGGCAGCCCAUGUUGGCAGCUCGGGGUAAGGGGGGUGAUGCGCCACCUGUGCCCACUCUCCGCUUGCUGCCUGAGGGGCUUGGAGGCAAUGCCAGCUCCAGGCUGGAGGCUCAAGUGUCCAAAGGGCAAAGCAGCCCAGGGGGCUGCACCUGUCCAGCGGAGGCUUCCCCAGCCCCUCGGGCAGCGGCGCCUCCCGUGCCUCCGCGGGUGGCCCGGGGCCCCACCCCGCGCACGGAGGAGGCUGCUUGGGCUGCCAUGGCCCUGACCUUCCUGUUAGUGCUGCUCACUCUGGCCACGCUCUGCACUCGGCUGCACCGAAACUUCCGACGCGGGGAGAGCAUUUACUGGGAGCCCACAGCGGACAGCCAGGACACGGUGGCUGCUGUGCUGAAGCGGAGGCUGCUGAUGCCCCCCCGCCGGGUCAAGCGCUCCCGCCGGAGACCCCUGCUCUCGCCCACCCCGGACAGCGGCUCAGAUGGGGACAGUUCCGACUGACGUGUCCCAGCCCUGCCCCUCUGUCAGGUUUGCUUUGUCACCCGGGAGGCCGCGACCUCUGCCACGUGGACCCUGCGCCGGACCGCCCCCUGGUGGCCAGACGGAGCAGUCCCGCCUGAGCAUCGCGAAGGGGCUUGUCCCUGUGGUGUGGUUUGCUUCUCGCGGUGGGGAAAGGGGCCCUUUCGGCCUCCCUUGCCUGUGUUUCUAAUUAAAUUAUUUUGGUAGAA
Molecule: messenger RNA, 1466 nt
Organism: Leptonychotes weddellii (Weddell seal)
Lineage: Eukaryota; Metazoa; Chordata; Mammalia; Carnivora; Phocidae
Gene: TP53I13
Product: tumor protein p53 inducible protein 13
Cellular component (GO): cytoplasm
Source: RefSeq, a predicted model, not a curated record